UUAGGUAAUGCUGGCUGAUCGCGGGGAACGGACGAGGAAGAAUCACUAACCACGGCUUCGACCGUCAACCUCAGUAUAUUAUAUGGAAAAACCCUAGCUCGAAGAUUUAGAACGAUUAUUUCGACAUUUUCUUCCCAAGGAACCCACUGCUACCCUGUGUAGGCCCUUGACCAAUCCACUGCGGCUAUCUCCAACGCUCGCCGCGAAGUCCUGGCGGUUUCCCCCAACAUCCCAACGCCACCACCAUAUAUUAUUGCCCUCACUCGCCAUUCCCCUCACCCUCCCCGCCCACUCUUGUUCUUAUAUAUAUAUAUAUAUUAUAUGUAGUGGGAGAACCGAAAAUACAAAGACAUUUUUCAAAGCCUUCAAAGAAUAUUAGACCGUCACAGAUUUCCUAGCCCCUGCCAGUUCACCCAACUAGUAGUUCACGAUGGCCACUUCUGCUGCAGCGGGGCUGCUCGGCCGCCAAUUGAAGCAGAUGCAAACAGAUAAGGAUAUCCCGGGAAUAAGCUGCGGGCUGGCGAACGAUAACAUAUUUGAAUGGGAGGUUAUGCUCAUGAUCUCGGAUGAGUGUAAAUUUUAUGGCGGCGGCUUUUUCUGCGCUCGACUAACCUUCCCCCCGGAGUAUCCUCAUAUGCCGCCGACGAUGAAAUUUGAAACUCCAAUAUUCCACCCAAAUAUCUACCCUAACGGCGAAGUCUGCAUAUCCAUCCUACAUCCCCCCGAGGACGACAAAUAUGGCUACGAGUCUGCUGCCGAGCGCUGGUCGCCAGUGCAGACCCCCGAAACCAUUCUCCUCAGCGUUAUCAGCAUGCUUUCUAGUCCCAACGAUGAGAGUCCCGCAAAUGUGGAAGCUGCAAGACUCUGGCGGGAGGACCCGAAGGAGUUUAAGAAGAGAGUACGGCAAUGCGUGAGGCAGAGUUUGGGCGAAGAGUAACUGGAGGGUUUCGUUUCGAUUGGUGGUGGAGCUGUUCAGCUUUUUUUUUUUUUUUUUUUUUUUUGUGUUGCUUCGCUUUCUCGUUAUAUUUCCGGGCAUUUUCUUUUUCAUAUAUUUUCUUUUCUUUUUCUCCUUGUUUUCCCGUUUCUUGUUCAGGUUCAUGUUUUCAGUAAAAGGCGUUCAGACCAGGGGCGCCUUUUUAUACGUUGCAUUGUUAUAUCCUGCUUCUUAUUUGCUAGCCAUAACUAAUGACGCAGGACAUCUCCACUUUACUUCUCCUGAUUUAUGUUCUCACUUGCUCGAUACUAGGAUGAGUGGUCUGGUGUGUGUCUUGGGGAUCUGAGCACGGACAGGGUCUAAUUAGCUGGAUGCUUUGUUCUUGCAACUAGAUUUUUAUUUUUUAUUUUUUAUAUUUUUUGAGAGCCCAAUCUCUGUUCUAAUCUGCAUGUGAGUUUUUGAAUCAAGUUGCGUUUUCUUCCGAAUUCCUUCGCGUGAAUGCUUGUUGGCGACAGGGCUUUCUUUGAUAUAAACGUCGGCUUUGGAGCGUUUCAACUCUUGGGACCACCCGAUUCCUUGUGAGGAUGGCUGGCUGAAAAACGACUUGUCCACGGGAUUAGUGGCAGUGGUGAGCUGGUUAUCCAUAAUUUCAGUUAUUUACUGCGCGCUUUUUUGCAGGAGUUCAGCCGCUCGAUGCAUAGACGACGAUCAGACUUGGGUUAAUUCCCCUGCGUAGGAGCUAACUAAAUAAGCACAUAUUAUUGCUUACGCUCGCUUUGCUGCUUGCGCAGCCCCCUCUACCACCACCACCGCCCCUACCGCCCCGCAACCCCCCCUUACUACCUCUUCCACCCCAUCCACCCCAUACCCCCUCUUCCACCCC
Blastomyces dermatitidis ER-3 is the source of this 1817-nucleotide messenger RNA. RefSeq names its product ubiquitin-conjugating enzyme E2 15. Bases 431 to 937 code for a protein of 168 amino acids. The record is from RefSeq and is a predicted model, not a curated record. The transcript has 3 exons. Gene Ontology annotation, cellular component: cytosol; endoplasmic reticulum. Lineage: Eukaryota; Fungi; Ascomycota; Eurotiomycetes; Onygenales; Ajellomycetaceae.